AGCCUUUCGGCUCACUGGGAGACCUAGCCAGAAGAACUGCAGGCAGUCGCGCGCAUUCCGCCGGAGAUGCCACGAUGGGGUCGCGGCUCAGGUUCUCUGGCAAUGAUGAGCACUCGCACGGGUUCCAAAUUGCCAGCGCUGCUGACGCCGGCAGCUACGUACAGCGACGGCACUGGCUACAAGCAGGCAAGGCAAGAGCCGGCGCCCUCGUACAACAAGCAGCAAAAAGCACCACAGGCCGUGUUGCCACAGCUGACUCCGGCAAGCGCGCGGAGCGAAGCGCAGGUGGAAGAAGAGACAUGGAACAACUCCAGGGCCGAGGCCUCCCUCGACCAGAACAUGCUGGACUUGGUGGACCCCUAUAACAAAGGCGUGGUGCGUUACGCGGAUUUCGCCUGGCUGCACGUGCGGCUGAUUCAUUACAGCGGCCGCCCAGCGACCAUCUUAGAAAAGGUGCAGAGCUUGGGGGCCUAUCCGCAGCAGGUCUUCCGAAAGUUCGACGUGGAUCAAGACAACCACCUGGACAAGGCGGAGUGGCAGGAGUAUGCCUCCAGUGACACGCUCAGCUUCAAGCAUCAGUUUGAUAGCUGCAGGGCGCCCCAGAAGGAAGCCCAAAGCGAACGAUUGGGAAGGGAUGCGGCAGAAUCGCGGGCCAAUGGGAAGAUGCAUGGCCCGGCGCAAACUUGA
Effrenium voratum is the source of this 687-nucleotide messenger RNA. Lineage: Eukaryota; Dinophyceae; Suessiales; Symbiodiniaceae. The record is from the annotation of a GenBank genome assembly.